Molecule: messenger RNA, 1539 nt
Organism: Emys orbicularis (European pond turtle)
Lineage: Eukaryota; Metazoa; Chordata; Testudines; Emydidae
Gene: TRABD2A
Product: TraB domain containing 2A
Exons: 7
Coding region: 1-1539 (512 amino acids)
Biological process (GO): negative regulation of Wnt signaling pathway
Cellular component (GO): membrane
Molecular function (GO): metalloendopeptidase activity
Source: RefSeq, a predicted model, not a curated record
AUGGUGCAGCUCGCCUGGGCUUGCCUGGUGCAAAGCUGCCUCCUCCUGCUGGCCCGGGCCCGAGCCCGCCCGAGCCGGAGCCCCUCCAGCGGGGACCCUGCCGCCAGCUGCGAGCUCCACCGGAAACAAAGCGAGCUUAACUCUUUCCUGUGGACUAUAAAGAGAGACCCCCCAUCUUACUUUUUUGGCACCAUCCAUGUCCCGUACACCCGGGUCUGGGAUUUCAUUCCCGAGAACUCCAAGAAGGCCUUCCAGCACAGCCACAUUGUUUACUUUGAACUGGACCUCACGGACCCCUACACCAUCUCCGCACUCACCAGCUGCCAGCUGCUGCCGCAGGGCGAGAACCUCCAGGACGUGCUCCCCCGGGACAUCUACCGCCGGCUCAAGCGCCACCUGGAGUACGUCAAGCUCAUGAUGCCUUCGUGGAUGACUCCGGACCAGCGGGGCAAAGGGCUCUAUGCUGACUAUCUCUUCAACGCCAUCGCUGGGAACUGGGAGCGGAAGAGACCUGUCUGGGUGAUGCUGAUGGUGAAUUCUCUGACUGAGGUGGACAUUAAGUCGCGUGGCGUCCCUGUCCUGGAUCUCUACCUGGCCCAGGAAGCCGAGCGCCUGAGGAAGCAGACCGGGGCUGUGGAGAAAGUGGAGGAACAAUGCCAUCCACUGAAUGGGCUGAAUUUUUCCCAGGUGAUCUUUGCUUUGAAUCAGACUCUCUUGCAGCAGGAGAGCCUCCGAGCAGGCAGUCUCCAGACCCCCUAUACGACAGAGGACCUUAUCGAGCAUUACAACUGUGGGGACCUCAACUCCAUCAUCUUCAGCCAUGACACUUCUCAAGUCCCAAAUUUCAUUAACGCCACCCUGCCACCCAACGAGCGCAUUACCGCCCAAGAGAUAGACAGCUAUUUCCGCCAGGAGCUCAUCUACAAGCGCAAUGAGAGGAUGGGAAAGAGGGUGAAAGACCUGCUGGAGGAGUACCCCGACAAGAGUUUCUUCUUUGCAUUUGGAGCCGGUCAUUUCAUGGGCAACAACACAGUGAUUGAUGUUUUGGGAAGAGAAGGGUAUGAGGUAGAACACACUCCUGCUGGACAACCCAUCAACAACGGGAAGAAUCAAAAAACCUGGUCAACCUUCUCAUCAUCCUCACCGGCGUACACCCCCUAUGUGAUCGCCCAGGAGCUGCACCGCCCACCGCAUCCUCAGAAAGAGGAAGAGGAGCUUCUGCCCCACCUUCUGCUGCCCGAGAGUGUCGACCUGCUGGAGAAAGUGGACAGGAAAUACAAGAAGAAGAAGAAGAAGCAACAGAAGAAGCAAAGGCUGCGCCAGUUUAACGACCUCUGGGUUCGCAUUGAAGAAAGUACCACUGACCCACCUCCCCGGAUUCGCAUCAUUAAUGGCUACAUUACAGUAGAACCUCAGCCACGGGGACACGGGCGAUCCAGUCACCUCCACACAGAAACUAGCAGGGCCCACGUGCCUGUUCACUCUCUGCUCAUCUUGCUAUUGACACGGGCGUUGCAGACAUUAACAAUGCUGCAGUGA